UGCCUCGCGCCCUAACGGGCGUCUGGGGGCGCCAAUCAGCGGGCGGCAGGGUGCCAGCCCCGGGGCUGCGCCGGCGAAUCGGUGGGGCUCGCGGAUUCGCAAGGCUCUUUCUAUAGUGUGGAUUGUUGCCUUUAGUAAGAGCAUGUCGUCCAUCUUGCCAUUCACUCCACCAGUGGUGAAGAGACUUCUAGGAUGGAAGAAAUCAGCUGGUGGAUCUGGGGGAGCAGGCGGAGGAGAGCAGAAUGGACAGGAAGAAAAGUGGUGUGAGAAAGCAGUGAAAAGUCUGGUGAAGAAGCUAAAGAAAACAGGACGAUUAGAUGAGCUUGAGAAAGCCAUCACCACUCAAAAUUGUAAUACUAAAUGUGUUACCAUACCAAGCACUUGCUCUGAAAUUUGGGGACUGAGUACACCAAAUACGAUAGAUCAGUGGGAUACAACAGGCCUUUACAGCUUCUCUGAACAAACCAGGUCUCUUGAUGGUCGUCUUCAAGUUUCACAUCGAAAAGGAUUGCCACAUGUUAUAUAUUGUCGUUUAUGGCGUUGGCCUGAUCUUCACAGUCAUCAUGAACUCAAGGCAAUUGAAAACUGUGAAUAUGCUUUUAAUCUAAAAAAGGAUGAAGUAUGUGUAAACCCUUACCACUAUCAGAGAGUUGAGACACCAGUUUUGCCUCCGGUAUUAGUGCCACGGCACACUGAGAUUCUAACAGAACUACCACCUCUGGAUGAUUACACCCAUUCCAUACCAGAAAACACUAAUUUCCCAGCAGGAAUUGAGCCACAGAGUAAUUACAUCCCAGAAACGCCACCCCCUGGGUAUAUCAGUGAAGAUGGAGAAACAAGUGAUCAACAGUUGAAUCAAAGUAUGGAUACAGGAUCUCCAGCAGAACUGUCUCCUACUACUCUCUCCCCUGUUAAUCAUAGCUUGGAUUUGCAGCCAGUUACUUAUUCAGAACCUGCAUUUUGGUGUUCAAUAGCAUAUUAUGAAUUAAAUCAGAGGGUUGGAGAGACCUUCCAUGCAUCACAGCCCUCACUGACUGUAGAUGGAUUUACAGAUCCAUCAAAUUCAGAGAGGUUCUGCUUAGGUUUACUCUCCAAUGUUAACCGAAAUGCCACAGUAGAAAUGACAAGAAGACAUAUAGGAAGAGGAGUGCGCUUAUAUUACAUAGGUGGGGAAGUUUUUGCUGAGUGCCUAAGUGAUAGUGCAAUCUUUGUGCAGAGCCCCAAUUGUAAUCAGAGAUACGGCUGGCACCCUGCAACAGUGUGUAAAAUUCCACCAGGUUGUAACUUGAAGAUCUUCAACAACCAGGAAUUUGCCGCUCUUCUGGCUCAGUCUGUUAAUCAGGGUUUUGAAGCCGUGUAUCAGCUAACUAGAAUGUGCACCAUAAGAAUGAGUUUUGUGAAAGGGUGGGGAGCAGAAUAUCGAAGGCAGACAGUAACAAGUACUCCUUGCUGGAUUGAACUUCAUCUGAAUGGACCUCUACAAUGGUUGGACAAAGUAUUAACUCAGAUGGGAUCCCCUUCAGUGCGUUGCUCAAGCAUGUCAUAAAACUUCAUCACCAGUCAAGUUCCAUCAAAAGACUUAACAACUCUUCUGUCAUAGUAUUUGUGUAUGGUCCCCGUGGACUGUUUGCUGUCCAAAAAUUCCAGAGAGAAAACAGCACUUGAGGUCUCAUCAAUUAAAGCACCUUGUGGAAUCUGCUUCCUAUAUUUGAAUAUUAGAUGGGAAAAUUAGUGUCUAGAAAUGCCCUCCCAUAAAGGGGAAAGAGAAGAUUUACAGACUUAACCGUGUCUUGUUGGGCAUAAGACUGAACGUCCCAAAGGUUUAUUAAUAACAGUAGUAGUUAUGUGUACAGGUAAUGUAUCAUGACCCAGUAUCGCAGUAUUGUGCUGUUCAUACAUUUUUAGUUUGCAUAAAUGAGAGAGUGUGUGUGUGUGUGUGUGUGUGUGUGUGUGUGCGCGCGUGCGUGCGUGCUACUUCUUGAUCUAGACAAGCCUUUCUAAAGUUACAGUACCUAAUCUGUUAUUCUCACUUCUGUUAUUUUUGUCUUUUUUAAUAUAUAAUAUAUAUAUAUUAAGAUUUUCAAAUUAUCAUUUAGAAGCAGAUUUUCCUUGUAGAAAAACUAAUUUUUUCUGCCUUUUACCAAAAAUAAACUUUUAGGGGAAGCAAAGUGGAUUCACUUUUGAAAUUUCUGACCUUAAUGUGUUUAGUGGGGCUUAACAGUCGUUCUUUUUGUGUUUAUUUACUGCUAAAUCUCAUUAUAAGAAACCCAUAUUGAAAACCUUUCCAAACUUCUUUUCUUGAUCCCCCUUUUGUUCUGAUACUAAAACAGUGCAGUGUGACAUCAUUGCUGGUAAUUGCACUGAUAUUGCUGGCACCAGUUAAUUCUGAGUCCAGUAAAUGAGUAAAUCCCCUAUCUUACAACCAGAUUUCAGCAGAUGCUAAUUGACUUGUAUAACCUAUUGGUUUAUUGAUUUAACCUUCCACCUCAUAAAGAAUGCACAAGUGGCAGUAUAAUUAUUUUCAGGGAUGUGCUAGAAUUCAGUAUAUUUAUCCUUUUUUAAAGCCAGUCUAUAAAUAUAAGUACCCUUUUUGAAAGGUAUUUUAAGAUAUUUCAGCAGCAGACCUUCUGCCCUUUGAGUAGCUUCAUUUGACUUAGUUACCAGAUUGUAUUAUGAAAUGGACCUUUUGUAAAUGUAAUUGCUUCUGCAAAAUACCUAGAAAAGAGAUGCUGAGGUAUGAUCAGCAGAUAAGGGCCAUCUGUUUUUAAAGUGUGUUGUAUUCAAUUUAUAAAUUGAAUGUUAUUUUACAUAGUUACCAGUUCAGAAUUUUAAAAAUUGGGGGAGAAGCUGUUUAGUGGGUUUUGUUUUUUGGGUUUUUUUUUUUAGCCUACAAUUAGAUAUCAGAGCUGUUCUUAACUAAUCUUGGGUAUGUUGUUGACCAUAUUUUAUGAUCUGCAGUGAGAGAAAGUUCUAGAGCUCUGUUGGUCAUCCAUUCUGCAGCAAAUAAUGAUUAUGUCUGAUGUUGACAGAUUGCAGUGUAAACCUUUCUUGUUUGCAUCUCAGUAGAAACGGAAAAUAACCACUCUUGAUCUCUUUUCGUAAAUUUUCAUAGUUUUGAAGAUAGAAACCUUUGGUACUUGUUUUUUGAAACCAUAUUCACCUGUAUGUACAGGUAUCAUUUUUGAUACUGUCAGCAUUGGGUUGUUUUUUAUCGGAUACUCCCCAUUUUCCUAUUUGUGUGUAUAUGUAUGUGUUCAUGUAAAUUUGGUAUAGUAAUUUUUUAUUCAUUCAGCAGAUAUUUAUUGUUCACCUGUUAUGUGCCAGGAACUUUCUUAACCUUUGGGUAAAGGUGAACAAGACAGCUACAGCUCCUGCCUCUGCUGAGACAGCAGUUACUCUACCCGUAAUCAUCCAUGCGUCUGUGAAGGAGAUAAACAGGGUACUGUGUUAGAGAAUAACAAAUGAGAUGCUUCAGAUAGGACAUCAUCAGGAAGGCCUCUAAGGAAGUGAUGCUCGAGCUCACACCUGACCUGGAAGCAGCAAGCCAUGUGAAGAACCGAGGGAGGUAAAGCACUCCUGAUGAAGAGAACAGCAUCAAGUGCAAAGGCACAUUUUAAAGGAAACUAUUAGGUGGUCAUGCUUUCUUUAUACAGAAACCUCUCCACAAAUCCAAACUUGAAGAUCAGAAUGGUUCUACAGUUUAUAACAUGUUGAAGGUGGCCUUAUUUUGUGAUAGACUGCUGUGUGUCAUUCUCACUAAUACAUCUUCUUCCUCAAAUCUUUGCUAUAAAAUUUAUUUGCACCAGGUCAGUACCACUUAAUAUGGUAUAACUACCCAUGCUUGUGCAAAUUUUCACCAAUGUAAUGAUCUGCUUGUUUGCAGACAUCCUGCUGCCCACUAAUUACUACUUCUACUGCCUAACUUGUGAUUAGAGUAAAUGUCCCAGGUGUUAUCGUGGUGGGGCCUGCUGGUGAUAUUCAGUGGAGCCUCUGUACAUUAGUGGAAGUUUCUACAUCCUUGAGAAAGUGUAUACUGAUGCUGGGGAAUAGUCCCAGGGACGAAGAACAACUUUGAAAGCAGUAGAAGAUCCUGGCAGUUACAUGUUAAAUGAAGCAGUGCCAACAAUGGCAUUUCAACAGUGGAGCACAUCUCCACAAUUCAGGUGGGACUUUUCUGUACAGUAUGAAACCAGGACUAAACUCUUAGUAAACACUUGUUGUAUUGAGCAGUUGUACCUCUUGAGCAAUUAAUUUCAUCAUGGUGAUGAUUACGUUUGUGUGAAUAUGUUUAAUGAUCAUACUUGUUUUUGAGAUACUGGCUUUUGCAUUAUAUUUUGUCUAGUAUUUUGUUGCCUAAUUUUUGUUGACAUUUUUCCAUUGAAGGGGUGAUUUUUUUUCCAAACCAUAAAAUCUCCUCUGUUGAAUUUCAUCUUUAUUUAAAUUAGUAACAUUAUUGAGAACUUAUCCUGCACAACACUGUUGGUAUUCUCAGUUUAAUGCCCUUAGAACAUGAUGGCUUUGCUGCUGUCUAAGUGGUUCCAGUGGCUCCAGUGACACCAUAUGGCAGGCUUCGGAUGUGGAGGCUGUGGGAGUUCCCACUGAUCUUGGCCCAACCAGUGGCAGGUUAUUUUACUUUAUAGUGGAGCUGUGUGUGAGAUCUCUUUUGAAAGAAUUAUUUCAUUGAUUGUUUUUUAAAUAAGCUUUGGAAAGUGUUUAUAAGUGGUUUAGAAAUAUAACUGGAUAUAGGCCAAUCUUUUACAAUGCCACUAAAUUGUGUUUUGUUUUUUUUUUUUUUUCAUUUUGUUUAAAGAAGCUUUCCUAAAAGUCUGAACCACACCAGUUGUACUGACUAUACAUUAUUGUAUACAUUCAGUCAGUGAACACUUACUGAUGCCUGUUUACCUAGCCACUGUGAUAGAUGUUGAGUAAUAAAAAGAUGACUAAGCUUGGUCCAAGCCCUCAAAUAGGUCUUAGUCCUCUGGGGGUUACUGUUGCUCUCAGGACCUGUCACUUUGCCAGAAGGAAAUCUAAUUUUUCUUAAAGGGUGAAGAUCCUAAUCUGUACUCUUACUCUCUGUUCUAAGUAUAUUUUUGCAGAUUAUUUAAUAUCUAGUUAUAUUUUUUACCUUAAACCACAUGUAGUUUUGUUUGAUUCAUCUGUCUUAAGAUUGUCAGCUUGUCAGGUUUUCCUCUUUAUUAAAACUGUUUUAAUUUCCCUUUACUUGUGCCUUUGUUGUCAGUUGCAUCGAGGAUAAGACUUUGAACAUGAAAAGCACUCUAGUCUCUUGCUAGUUAAAAUCAAAUAAAAGCAUAUACCCAGUUGGUUUCUCUACCUCUUCUAAAAACUGCGCAUAUAUACCUUUAAAGUCUUAUCUUUCUUUAAAUUACUAAACACUUCGAGCAUUUAUUGGGUACUAGGCACCCUCUUGGUCUGAGCGUGGGAUGGGUUUAUGGUGGGAUAUAAAAUAAUAAAAGACAAUCUUCUCUGUACUUAAAAUCUCUUUAUGUGCAGUCUUUGCUUUAAAAGCUGAAUAUUCCAUUUGCCCUCUCUUCAUGCCAUCUCCCCAGCUCUUUAGAUAACUCAGUCUUUGGACAUGAGCAACUGAGUUCUUUCCUCUUUUUUAACUAAAGAAUUCAUAUUUAAACAAAUGGAAUUAUCUUGUUUUUUCCUUUCAUGCGCUUCAUUAAAACCUUUGUGUUCCUCAACUGAAUUUUGUUCUUCCUCUCUUGCUGACAUGUAUCCAUGUGGUACUUGCUGAUUGCCUUCUCUGUCAACCAUACUUUAUAUGCAUACGUCACAAUAUGUCUCCUUUGAACUUUAUUAUUACUCAUAAAGGAAGGUGCUUUCUAUAUCCCAAGUCCUCAUUUCUUUACCAGGGAGGUUGAUAUUGUUCAGAUUGGCUUGCUGCUUUAAUCUUACAAGUGUCUCUGAAAUUCUCUGCAUUUCAUUGUCUUUGUGACUGGCAAGUAGCAAAUUAUCAGAUCUAUUUAAGUUAUAUUUAAGCUUAUGAGCUUUGUGGCGGUUGGAGCCAGUGUUUUCCCUAUAAUACUAGCCCUGUUUUGUCUUGGGGCAUAUUUGGGUUUUGUAUUCAGAACAAUCAGGAUGAAAAUGGUGUGUGGUCUCCAGAGGGAGUUAGAAUCCUGCUAUUGUGUUCCAUUUCUAUGUUCCUUUUCAUAUUUUCAGAAUAUUUUGUUUGUUCAUACUACCUUUUAUGUGUGGUGAUUGAGAGAGAAAUUCUCUUUUAGAGUAGAAUUCCUGUGUUUUGAGCCUCACAACCAGGAAAUGUGAGCUAUAAUAGGCUCAUGAUAGCCUUUAUGAUAAGAACUUGUCUCAUGUGUUCAUGCAGUUUCUUGAGUUAGGAACUGUUUUAUCUUUGAUACUAUAGCUAACUUUAUAUAUAGCAGAACUGCCUCAAACUUUUUAGCAGGAAAUAUAGUAUGUAAUAUAUGUGUAUAAGUUUAAAUACACAUAUAUACUCAUAGCAAACUAACAGUGUCAUUUUAACAGUGGUGAAUCUAUUGUUUAAAUCUGAGAUCUCAAUAAAAAGUUUUUAAUUUGCUUGCA
Chinchilla lanigera (long-tailed chinchilla) is the source of this 6564-nucleotide messenger RNA. It is a transcript of the gene Smad2, whose product is annotated as SMAD family member 2. Gene Ontology annotation, cellular component: heteromeric SMAD protein complex. Gene Ontology annotation, biological process: cell differentiation; BMP signaling pathway; SMAD protein signal transduction. Lineage: Eukaryota; Metazoa; Chordata; Mammalia; Rodentia; Chinchillidae. Gene Ontology annotation, molecular function: DNA-binding transcription factor activity, RNA polymerase II-specific; I-SMAD binding; RNA polymerase II cis-regulatory region sequence-specific DNA binding. The record is from RefSeq and is a predicted model, not a curated record.